GGGCUCUCUUAACUAUAAUGGAAAGAAGCCCGACUUUGUUUCAUAAAUGGGCCAACAUGAAAGCCCACUAACUCCGCUAAAGAAUAAAUAAACAAGCAGCAACGUGGCGUCUAAAACCAGCUCCACGACAUUUGUACGAGAAUGAAUAUUUGUCUGACUCGUUCCAGCCUGUAAACGGUAAUCAUCGUCCGUACAGGUUAAAGUGACGGAUUAAAAGUUUAAAAUGACGGAUACGCCCAUCCGCUCCACAUCAUGACGAGGGCAAAACCGGAACUUAAACUUUAUUAAUUAGACGACACCUCUUGACACGCUCACUCUCUGUCACUUCUUUCUUCAACAAAGGGAGGUUUUUUCAUUUUGUUUUUGAAAAUGGCGGCCAUGAGAUACAAGGGAAGCCUUCUCAUCACAAUCAUCUUCUUCUUCUCCGUCUUCCUUCUUCAAUGCCCACUUGCUCACUCUUCUUCUACAAAAUCGUUCUUUUGGUUAGGAGAAACGGAAGAUAUGAACGCCAUGAAAAAGGAGAAGGAGAUUGAUGUUGGAUCCGCUUAUGAUGUUGAAGAAAGACGAGUUCCCACUGGAUCCGACCCUCUCCAUCAUAACCAUGUUCCCUUUACUUCUCCAUAGAUUACAUCUGCUGUUUUUCCCGUAGUUCACUUAUAAGUUUGUAACACGUUUUACAGUUUCCAGGUCCUGGGUUUUGUUUGUCCGAAUGUUACCUUAUUUUCAGGGUUUUUGAAUUGAUUAGCUUUGUUAGUGUAUAUAAUCUCAAUUGAAUAAACGCAUGAAACAGUUUUGUCAUCUUCUAAUAAAAUACUAUUGUGAAAAAUAAAAAACAGUUUAGUACAAUUUUAGUUUUCACUGGCUGAAGACUGCAACCUAGUCUGUUCUGUUUUUUUUUAAGAAUCAUUACAUUGAUGAACAAUAAAAUAAAAGAUGUUAAAUAAAUUCUCAUGCAAAUUUGUGAAAAAAAACUUUAUAUAUUUAUAGUAACUUGCAACAUACAUUUGUGGAUUAAAUUACAUAACACAAACCACCUAACAAACUAAACAUCUAAACACAACCCUUACAGCUAAUUCCAUAACAAUUUUCUUAUUUUUCUUCCACAUUACUUAAAGGAGCUUUUUUUAAGUAUAUAUUUCUUCAAGUUUGUAAACUGAAGUACACAUUGUAUGUUUCAUCUCUUAAGCUGAACAAU
Messenger RNA from Brassica napus (rape), 1195 nucleotides. RefSeq names its product CLAVATA3/ESR (CLE)-related protein 40. The record is from RefSeq and is a predicted model, not a curated record. Lineage: Eukaryota; Viridiplantae; Streptophyta; Magnoliopsida; Brassicales; Brassicaceae. Bases 370 to 624 code for a protein of 84 amino acids. The transcript is spliced from 3 exons.